CUUAACCGUUUGAGAGAAACGAUCAAUGGCUUCUACUCAAAGUUCAUACGCAGGUUUAGGUGAAGGGCAAUCCACCACAAGGCCUCUAUUGUUUGACGGAACAAACUACACCUAUUGGAAGGAGCGGAUGAGGAUUUACAUCCAAUCCACCAACUUUCUCCUUUGGAGAAUUAUCAAAAAUGGUGAGAACAUGCCAAUGAAGAAGGUCGAGGAAACCAACGUCCCUAAGACCGAGGAUGAAUAUAUAUGAUGCGCAAGACAUCAAGAAGGUGGAAAACAAUGCCAAGGCCAUCAACAUCAUCUAUUGUGCCGUUAACCCGGAUGACUACCGGAAGAUUUCUUGUUGCACCACCGCAAAGGAAAUGUGGGACAAACUAGAAAUCACCUACGAAGGUACGGAUCAAAAGACGUACACGGACAAGGAGCUUGUGAGAAAAAUCCUGCGAAGUCUCACACCGGAGUGGCGCUCCAAAGCCGAUGCCAUUCAAGAGUCCAUCGGCAUCACCAACGUCACCAUUGACGGACUUAGAGGUAACCUCAAAACCUAUGAGUCCACGAUUCUAUUCCCCUCUUUAGGUGAACAAAAGAAGAAGGGGAUUGCACUCAAGGCUACCUCAAGCCAAGAACCCGCCAUGGAAGAAUCAAGCGAUGAGGACAACGAGUUCGGGCUCGUCAUCAAAAAAUUCCACAAGUUCAUGCGAAAAGAGUAUGAACGAAAGGGCAAAAAGCAUGGAGGACCACCCAAGUGCUAUGGGUGUGGAGAAGUUGGGCACAUCAAGCCAAAAUGCCCAAACGCCAAAAACGAGAAGGAGAAGAAACCGUUCAAGAAGCACCGAGCUUACAUUUCAUGGGGAGGUGAUUCCGGCGAUGAGUCAUCGGAAGGCGAAGAAAAUGAAAGCGCCAACCUCUGCCUCAUGGCACACGAAGAACCACCGGAAGAG
Messenger RNA from Cuscuta campestris, 941 nucleotides. NCBI's taxonomy places the organism in Eukaryota, Viridiplantae, Streptophyta, Magnoliopsida, Solanales, Convolvulaceae. The record is from the annotation of a GenBank genome assembly.